AUGGAAGAAAUUAAAAUAAGUUUAGACGGGAACUAUUGUAUUACGGGUGAAGGUGAGACAGCAAGGAAGGUGAAGAGGCUUCUCGAUCUCAAGUACGGUGUUGGAUGCUCUGUCGAUGGACACAUCAAGUCCAGUGGCUUGACCAUACAGAUAAAAACUGAGAAUGAGUAUGUAGUUAGACCUAAAAACUCGAGUACUAUGGAUCUCAGGCUACAACUCCCAAAUACAUUCGACAAUCUGAAAAAUUACUUGAUAGAAUUACUGGCUAAGCCAGUGCGCAAUGAUUUAUUCGGUAAUACAAGAACACCCGUCGACAAUGAAUUUUUGGCUGCAGAUGGCUGCCCAAGUGGAGGCGCGGUGGAGACUGCAUUUGGAGGUACAGACGCAGAUACAGAUGCAGACGCAUUAUAUUAUUUAUUCAAUCAAUACCAAUCUUACAAGGACAAGGAUAUUUAUUUCAACGAUGGAACGAUACUCUGCGCAUCAAUAUAUAGAUGGAUUUCUCAACUUAGCUCAGAGUUCUUAUUUGACGAUUUAGAAUUAUUUUUCAACACUUAUAGACUAUACCUCAGCUCGAUGGAGUUGGCCAACUUAUUAUUUAAGAGAUUCGAGUGGACGCUGCAGGGUGGUGAUGAUGAGCCUGCUUUAGAACUAGUCAGGGUGAGGACAUUUGUCAUGCUCCGAUCAUGGAUCUCCAACUACUUUGGCUUUGAUUUCGUGCCCAACUUAGACCUCCGUCUUAAGUUGUCACGAUGGAUUAAUGAACAGAGGAAGAUACAGAAUGACAAGUCCGUAAAGAUGAUCGAUAAGCUCAUCAAUAUAGCCAAGGAGCGUCAAAGUGUUUAUGAAAUUUACAAGAAACAUUCGCAUGAUGGUAAUUUGUCGUCGUUUGAUAGUAGCAAUUCCAGCAGAAAUUCCAGCACCGACAAACACCUCAGUCUGGACUUUGACCCAGGUCCACCAACCUAUCUUCCCUCUUCCACAUCGUCUAGAAUGACAGCGAGCACAGCACCAUCAACGUCAUCACCGGUAAAUGCAUCAGAGCAUAACGAUUCAAUUGCUGACACAUUCGUCAAAACGUUUAACAAAGUCGGCAAAAUUGGCAAAAUUGGUAAGCGUAUAAUGUCCAACAAGCCACAGGUAUUCGAUAGUGAUCAAGAUAACAAUGAGGAUCAAUUCAGAGAUGAGUACACAGUAACGAUAUCGUUUCAGGAGUUCUGUCAACUCCAGGAGAUUGAUGUAAACAAUAUUAUACCCAAGAAUACAGACAAGGAUGAUGAAAGUAAUGACAAAAUCAAAAAUAACUCAAUUAUGACCAAAUUUUUACAAUUAGAUGAUAUAGACAGCGAUAUUGAUAGUGAUGAGGAGGUGGAUGAAGAUGUGGAUGAUUCAGCGGUAAAAGGGAAGAAGUUACCACAUACUGAUGGUGCAGCUCGACUUACCACUCAUUCCGAAACAAUGACAGAUUCUCAAGUAGAUAUGGAUAAUUGGCAGAAGACAUUCACCAUUGAGGGGCUUGAAUCUGAUGAAGAAGACGAUGGAGAUGUGAAUGCGGCGUUACGCGCGUUGGAAGGACACAUCGACAAAGUGAAACAAAAGCAAAAAUUACGUAAAGUCGAGUCCAUGAUGCAAAAGUCCAAGAAGAAAAGAAUGAGUCAGAGUCAGGGUGUAGUUAGCACCGACGCAAGUGAAAACUCUUCACCCAACUUAUCACCGAUAAUACGCGCAAAUAGCGUGCUUGGUGGAAGUGCUAGUUUUACUAGCAAUACCAUACAACCAAAACCUCGUUCGCACUCCGUUGCAGUCACUUCACCUUCACUACCCAUAAAUAGAAAGAGAGGAUUGAGUCAUGGCUCAAGCGCGAUAAUAGAUAGCCACAACACGACAAAGAAAUCUGUGUGUAAAUCGUGGAUUUUGGAUUACAAGACGGAGGAGCUCUCUAAACAAUUUUCCCUUAUUGAGAAGGAUCUUUUCAACGAGAUAAAGUUCGAGGAUAUAGAGAAGCUGGACAAUUGGAAGGAGGAGUAUCUUAAAUUUGACACAAUUAUUAAUUGGGUAUCAUUCAUGAAAGAAGUAGCACGUAGGAAGGUUAGCAGUAAUGAAAACUUACACGGCUCAUCUAUCAAGAUCGUGAUAGCAAGAUUCAACAUGACAGUGAGAUGGGUGGCUUCAGAGAUCCUCAUCACAGACUCACCAGAGGAUCGCUCAGCUGUUGUCAGUAAAUUCAUCCGACUUGCUUUCAAGUGUCAGCAGCUGAAUAACUUUAUGACGCUGAUAGCUAUAUUGAGAGGUUUGGAUCACCCUAUCGUCAAACGGAUGGCAGAUACUUGGCCGAAUGUAUCCAAGCAAAGCAUGCGUAUGUUGACGACACUCAAGGUGUUCUGCAGCAAUAGCGACAACUAUUCUAUGCUGCGAGAUAUAUCUAUGACACUCCUCAAUAAGAAGAUGUCAAAUUCGUCGUCCUCCGACAAACGUUUGACUGGCAUAACGAGGGACAGAUCUUCUUCAUCAGGGGCAAACAGCAUCCCGUCACACGAUAUUUUCAGCGGUUGUAUACCAUUCGUAGGAAUGUUCUUGAGCGAUCUCUUUCAAGCUGACAAGUGUCCGAAUUACGUAAAGAAAGGUGACGGUGAUGACAAGUUGAUAAAUAUUCAAAAACUUCGCCUCAUACACUCUACUCGCAAGUCUAUUCAGUCCUUCCAAGCCAAUUCAACGCAGCAGUACGACCAUCGUCUCUAUUUAGAUGGUAAUCUCUACAGAAAGUGUCUCAAAUUGCGCGUAGAUGCGCGUGUUUUGGAGUGA
This is a messenger RNA of Wallemia ichthyophaga EXF-994, 2802 nucleotides long. RefSeq names its product Guanine nucleotide exchange factor LTE1. Gene Ontology annotation, molecular function: guanyl-nucleotide exchange factor activity. Bases 1 to 2802 code for a protein of 933 amino acids. The record is from RefSeq and is a predicted model, not a curated record. Gene Ontology annotation, biological process: positive regulation of GTPase activity; Ras protein signal transduction. Gene Ontology annotation, cellular component: plasma membrane. NCBI's taxonomy places the organism in Eukaryota, Fungi, Basidiomycota, Wallemiomycetes, Wallemiales, Wallemiaceae. The transcript has 3 exons.